Molecule: messenger RNA, 1082 nt
Organism: Drosophila hydei
Lineage: Eukaryota; Metazoa; Arthropoda; Insecta; Diptera; Drosophilidae
Product: transcription termination factor 4, mitochondrial
Exons: 2
Coding region: 165-995 (276 amino acids)
Biological process (GO): regulation of DNA-templated transcription
Molecular function (GO): double-stranded DNA binding
Source: RefSeq, a predicted model, not a curated record
UGCUCGUAAUAGUAUAACAGACAAUAUAGUAUCAUUCAGGAAUGUCUAACAGUGCAGCACCUCUGCUCUAUCACUGUUAAUUUAAAGAACAGCAGUUGGCAAACAGCUGUUACUGUUGUUUUGAUAAAACAAAAAAUAUACAUAAUUGCGCAAAAUAUUUGAUAAUGUGGAGAGUAUUAUUUAAAGCACAAAAAGUGCAACAACUUAAAAGCUUGAAUCUGCGCCAGCUUGCAGCAAAGGCAACUGCACCAAAAUUAUUGCAACUGGAGCAAAUUCACAUUGAGGAAGCCGUUAAAAUGGAGCCUGCAUUGGCAAUUUACACUCCCGAAAUAUGGCGAAGGGCGCACGAAACUUUUCAAAAUCAUGGACUGGAAACCAUGAGCUUUCUACGCAUCGUGACUGGAAAUCCAAAUAUCCUGAAACGCACGCCAGACCGAAUAAUUAAUACUUUAGAGAUUUGGCGCGCUUGUCAAUUCGGCGAGACCUUGUUGCACCUUUUGUUGACUAAAUAUCCAGAGCUGCUGGACGUUACUGAUGCCCAUCAGUUGCUCACACUGAGCUCCUAUUUGAAGAGUCGACUGUCGACGAAUAAAAAUGUGUGGAAGGUGCUGAUGAAUAGUCCGGACUUGAUGGCACAGCCGGAAAACUUAAUAGAGGAGAAGUUGAACUAUAUGUUCGAUAUAAUGCGCAUUGAGGUGCCAGAGAUUGUAAAAUCCUCGGCUUUGUCUUUGCCUUUCGAGGAUUUACGCUGUCGUCACAUUUUUCUGGUUCGUUUGGGCUUGUUUAAGCCACGCCCACUCAAGGCUGAUCCCGAUGAGCCUACGACAAAUCAUCGACUAUAUCAAAUAACGGAUACCUCAGAAAAAUCCUUUGCAACAAAAAUAUGUCGUGUUACACUGCCCGAAUAUGAAGCAUUCAAGGAACUUUUGGCACGCGAAUUGGAGCGCAAGUCGAGAAAAACUGAAGCUCAAGAUGAAUUUAGUGAUGAAGAUUAAGCUUAGAUUAAUUGUUAUUAAGAUUUAUGUUAUACAAAAACAAAAUUGAUCGGCAAUGUUCGUUUUAUUAAGAAUUUUAUGUUAAAU